UGCCUCUUGGGAUAUGUAGUUUCAGAGCUACCAGAACACCUAAAUGUUUGGCUCCUUUAGAACUACAUAUCCCGACGGCCUCCGACAAAUGAGCGGAAAUAGGUGACUAGUCCGGAUCAGGGUCCCCACAAGGCUCUUAGAAGUUUUAAUAUUCCUACCGGCAUUGUUUUGAGGCUGAGAUUUAAGUCGUUGAGUACUGGACUGGGGCCUGGCUCGUUCUUCCUCGUCGGAGCCGUGCAGGCGGUCACCUUCGUGACUGACCCGAGGCAGCUCGUGGUUCGUGCGGUCCCGGGACCAGCGAGCCAAGGGUUCCGAGGGACAGCAUGUUCAGCCGCCUUCCUCCUUGCGCGUCUCGAGUGCCGGCGGCGGGCGCCUUGCUCGGAGCUCUCGGGGCUCGGGCGUGCGGCUCCAGUGGGGCCGAGCGGCGGGGAUCGGCGCCCGACGACCCUGGGACUGGCCUGGCGCGCGGGGCUCUGAGGGAGUGGACGCUGCGGGUGAGCCCGUUCGGGCGGCUGAGGGCACGGCUCCCAUGUCACCUGGCCGUGAGGCCCCUGGAUCCGCUUGUGUACCCGGACGGCGACCGCGUACUGGUGGCGGUGUGCGGCGUGGGGCGCGGGGCGCGCGGCCUCGACAGCCUGCAGGUCAAGUAUGAUGCUGCUCGGCAAGAGAUGGCUAUUCUGUCGGACGACAUCGACCCGCGGGCGUCGGUAGAGGUGAACGCACCAGUCAAGUUCGAUUUGAACAUCGAGUCGUCAGGGUCUGGCUCUGUGAAAGUGCAGAAUAUUGAUUGUGAUAGCUGUAAAAUCGGCACUGAGCAGGGGACCAGCAUCCUGCAGUCUGUGAAGAGUCAAAAGUUACGUGUUCAAACCAAAGGAGGUGAUGUGAUCUGUCUUGGAACAGUUUAUGGAAAUGUAGAUAUUCAUGCAUCAGAUAAAAGUACCGUGACCAUAGAUAAACUUCAGGGAAGUUGUGUUAAUAUAUCUACGGAGAAUGGUUUGCUUCAAGCCAAGUAUCUUUAUACAGAGUCUUCAUUUCUGUCUUCUGCUGCUGGGGAUAUUGCAUUAGGAAAUGUUCAUGGAAAUAUCAUCUUACAAAGCAAGAUGGGUAACAUUACAGUGGAUUCGUCCUGUGGAAGUCUAAAAGCCUCCAGUCAUCAAGGUGCCAUAGAUGUGUAUGUCAGUCAGCUGGGGGAAGUGGUCCUGACGUCACAGGAAGGUUCUAUUGCUGUCAAGGCCCCGUCCUCACUACGAGCUUAUCUAAAAUUAUCGGGCAGAGAGGUAGUUGUGGAUGAAGAAGCUCAUGUCCAGGAAAUGGCCAAAGACUGUAAAGGUGAUGGUGUGACGGUUACAGCAGCGGCCUUGUGUCCUUGGCUUCACCCGCUGCAGGACAAGAGUAGACCAGCUUCUCACUCCAGAUAAAGCCACUAACUGAAGCAGUGAUUAGCUGCGCAUGAGGGAAGGGUCCAGCUCUUCAGGAGACUCUGUUGUUGAUGCUUUCUUACUGGUGCUAAAUGAUGUACCGCAACAAAAAGUUAAGGAUUUCCAUCCAGCCUUUCCUCCAUGUUUAUUUGAAAGUUCAGUUGUGACAUUUUUUUUAAGUGCAAACUGCAGUGGAUCUCAGGAGAAAGACUACACUAGUGCAUAAGAACUCACUGAGAUGAGAAGCAAAGGGUCCGCCCUAUGGCCACCGCACACAGUGCAGGGCUCAGGGUCAGGAGAGCAGUACAGAAACAACAGAACCCCAGAGUGAAGACCUAGAUCCAGAGUGAAGACCUGACCCAGAGUGGUGCCCUGGCACCAGGGUCAGUGGAGGCUACAGGGAGGAACUGUCCCAGAAGUGAACACUCAACAAGUAUUGAUGAGCUUGCUUGGGGGAAACUACCAGGAACAAUGUGGAAAAUGAUACAGCCUCAAUAUGAUUAUGUUGAAAAGAGGCAUGUUUGAAAGUACAACUCCAUCUGUGUGAAGUUUUAGGAAAUUCAGACAGUCCACUGUGACAAGGCACAUCACUAGUCCCUAGAUUGUGGGGUAAGGAGGGAUGACGGGCAGGGAAAGUGUGUUAGUCUUCUUUCUGUCACUGUAACAGACAUCUGAACUAGUCCACUUACAGUGAGAACACUGGGGAUCAUGGUUUAGGGAGCGCCAGUCUCCGAUGAGCCGGCCCCUUACCUUUGGGCCCUGUGCUGAAGCCACAGCAUAAGUGACAAAGUGACACUGCAGCUGUUCACCUCAGGGCUGCAAAGUGAGAGGAGGGUGCAGAGGGGCUGGGACCUCAUUGCACACCUCAAGGGUGCAUUUCCAGUAGCCGAAAGGCCUACCACUGAACCCACUUCUGAAAGUUAACACAGCAGGCGAUAGAGCCUUUAACACAUGGGUUGCUGGGGAUGGAGGGUGCAUGGAAGAUCACAGACCGAUGUGGGAGGAAGCAUGGGAUUGGCUGGUGUGCUCACUGUCUUGACUGGGGAGUAGGCUUCCCAGAUGUCUACACUUGUCACACUGACUGCUGUGUACCUCACAUACCACAAGUAGCUUAAUUAUGCAUCCGCAUAAUUCUCCUUUUUAAACUACUUUAAAAACAAUACAAAUAUCACAGUUUCAUCUCAAGCAAAAGAAGAGGAACAAAACUAUAUAACAUCUUUGCGGCUCUUCCGGCUUUGCGGCUCUUCCGGCUCAACGCUUUUUCACCAAGAUACUCUUUCUUAGGCAUCUCUGGCUUUUGGCAUACACUAACUAGUAAGAUCGGUGAGUUAAAUAUUGUUCUUGGCUGGUAAGCUGAACUUGGUGCAAUUUUGUAUUUCAGGACUCAUGAAUCAAGCAAGCAAACGUGAGAGGUGGAUAAAUGCCGUUGCCCCCAAAGGCACUGUAAGCUUUCAACACCAGAGCUGGUUUCAGUCCCUGAAGCUGCCGGACUGAGAGUGGUUUCAGGGGAUUUGAUUUUUGACAUGGACUAGCAGGCAGAUGCAGUGUUCAUAUAAACAUCAGAAACAGCAGCGUUGCCCGUGAGUGCUGGCGAAGGGUUUCAGGAGGCUUUUGCAAAAUGGGUACUUAAUUCCUCUAUUCAUUUUCUGUCAUUCUGUUCCAAAUUAUAGAAGUCCCCAAGGUA
Mastomys coucha (southern multimammate mouse) is the source of this 3102-nucleotide messenger RNA. RefSeq names its product family with sequence similarity 185 member A (gene Fam185a). The coding region runs from base 324 to 1418 and encodes 364 amino acids. The transcript is spliced from 8 exons. The record is from RefSeq and is a predicted model, not a curated record. Lineage: Eukaryota; Metazoa; Chordata; Mammalia; Rodentia; Muridae.